AAAAUUUAGAACUCAGGGUUAGAAUGACAGCUCCUGCAACUAAAGACGCUUUCUUUACAAAUCUCAGAAAUUGUUGGUUAGAAUCAAAUGGAAGUAGGAGUAAUAUUCAACCAUCUAACGCACAAAGCGCACUUUCUCUGAAAGAUAUUACUAUCCCGACUCCUCAAAUUACAUAUUACCAACAGCCCCAACUUCAACCUCAACUCCAACCCCAGGAAAACAAUAGGGCAUUGGAUCGUUUAGAAAGUAUUGCCGAGCGAUUAGGAUAUUCUGACGAUGCAUCUCGAAAUCCUGACGCUUUAGCAAGUUUUAUCGAUGAUGAAUUAUAUGAUAGAUUAGGCUAUGAAAAUUAUAAUAUUAGAAAAGAGCCUUUUGGUCAAGUUAACGGAGUUAGUACCAAAACUUCAGGCUCCCGAAGGGAGCCCUUCCUGCAGAAAAAAGUUAAUUACACCUAUACCAAUCAAUCUGAGCCGGAAGAUUACGAUCAAGAGGAUGAGCUUAUUGUUAAGAGGUCUUCUACUAAAAAGAAGUCUAUUGUUACUUUGGAACGGGAAGUAUUUCUUGAAUCUCUUAAACAUAUGAUAUCCGAAUUGAUGCCUCAUGUUCCCAAGGAGAUUCUCAUUGAAGCUCGUACAUUUCUUAAUAAUCUGUUCACAAAAAUGAAGGACCAGUUUGAUUCCUAUUAUGCUGAAAAGUAUACAGUUAAAGAACGAAAUAAGGUAUGGGAGAAUAUUGCGAAAAAUUAUCAAAUUAUCUUCCAGUCAUUUAUUGAAAUUAUUAAUAGACUAAGUUCAGAAAAACUUGGCCGUGCCAGCUCCGUUGACAAUACCAUUACCCUAAACCACGCCAUUAAACUAUAUCAAGGAGCACAAAUAAGACGAAAUUGGCCUAACCCCUUUGAUAUUGAUUUUCUCGAUAUAGGAGAACCUAAUGAUGUAGCGACAAUUUCUUGUAGAAUAGGUGACUUGGUAAUACCACACGCAAUUCUAGAUACCGGCGCAGAUUCUUCGAUGUUUACUGAUAACAUUCCAGAGUAUUUAGGAUUAAAAAUAGAUAAGAAAAAUAUUCAUAAACUUACUGGUGCGAUUGGGGAUUCUCAGUCUAUUGGUACUUCGUAUAACGUUCCUAUAUCCAUAGAUAGCAGAAGCGAUUCUAUAACAGUUUCUGAAGAAAUAUCCGUAAUCCCUACAAAAAAAGAUCGAAAUGGGAAUGAUAUAUCUAUAAUGAUACUUGGUACCAAAUGGCAACACCAUGUUGGAUGGGAACCUAUAGUAAAAGGCGAAUUUACAGCUACACAUAAUGGGAAGACUAUCACAAUUCCGCUUUCUACUCGAAAAGAAAAAUCUCGCCACAAU
This is a messenger RNA of Paraglomus brasilianum, 1355 nucleotides long. The record is from the annotation of a GenBank genome assembly. Lineage: Eukaryota; Fungi; Glomeromycota; Glomeromycetes; Paraglomerales; Paraglomeraceae.